UGCCCCGCAGUGCCCACCAUGGCCCUCAAGCAGCCAAAGGCGGGCACCUUCUGCCAGCGGGCACCCACCUUCCUUGACUACCUGCACAGCAUCCUGCAGAAGUACCCAGAUGGAGGGCAGAUCCUCAAGGAGCUGGUGCAGAACGCGGACGAUGCCGGCGCUACCGAGGUCGUGUUUGUGUCUGACGAGCGGGAGUUUGACAUCACCGGAGGGGGACUGGAGGGCACCCAGGGCCCAGCUCUCUUGGCCUACAACAACGCCGUGAUGUCGGCCCGGGACUGGACAGGGAUUCAACGCCCAGGGGUGUCACACAAGCGGGAGGAUCCCCACAGCGUGGGGCGCUUCGGCUUGGGCUUCAUCUCUGUCUACCACCUCACCGACCUGCCAGGUGUGCUGAGCCCCCCGUACCUGGGGGUGCUGGACCCCGAAUGCCAGGUGCUGCCUGGUGGUGGCAAGCGCUGGGACAUCUCUGAGGCCCAGGACCUUCCUGGCCUUUUCGAGCCCUUCUGGGCUGGGCUGGAAGCUGUAGGACAACACCGUGCCUCAGCCCAGGGCACCCUCUUCCGCUUCCCCCUUCGCCGGCAACCCUCAGAAAUUGCUGCAGGGGUCUCCGAUCCUGAGCGCAUCUGCAACCUCAUCCAGACCUUCCUCACAGAGGCCCCUCUUGCCCUCCUCUUCCUCCGCCAUGUCCGCCGCGUGGCCCUGCACCGUGUGGCCCCUGAUGGGGUCCAGACACUCGUGGGAACACUUGAGGCAUCCCCUCAGCCUCUCCCUGUCCCGGUGCCAUCAGGGGCUGAGGGGCUGAGUCUGGAGUGGUGCCUGGUGGCCCUGCGCUGGGAUGAGGUGGGUGCUGGGAGCGAGUGGCUGGUGGCCACAGGCAGGGCCACUGAGGGGCCAGCCGUGGCUCUGGGCACACAGCUGGGGUGCUGCCCUGAGCUGAGCCUGGCACACCCCCUCUGCGGGGCCUGCCAAGGGCGGCUCUGCUGCUUCCUGCCACUGCCAGCCACUGACGAGACGGCCACGGGGCUGCCCGUCCAUGCCAGCGCCCCCUUUGCCCUCUCCGAUGAUCGCCGCCACCUGCGCUGGCCCCAGGAGGGCGAGGAGGGUGAGGAAGAUGCCCGCUGGAAUGCUCUGCUACUGCUCGACCUCCUGCCCCGGGUCUACAGCCCCUUGGCCGCCGUGGCCGUGGCCCUGCCCGGUGCAGAUGCCUACAGCCUGUGGCCGGACCCCGAGCGCACGCCGAGCUGCGGCCGGAUGCACAGCCUGGUGAGCCGCGUGUGCCGGGAGCUGGCGGCCGCCCCCGUCCUGCUGCCGGCCGGGGGGCAGGGGCGGCUGCGGGCCCUCGAGGCUGUGCUGCUGCCGGCGGCCGCGGGCGAUGAGGCCGCACGGCGGGCGGUGCAGGCCUUGCUGGUGGCAGCCGGGGAGCCGGUGGCCGAGGUCCCUCCCCACGUGUGGAGGGCGCUGGCUUUGGGGAUGCCGAAGGGUCUGCGGGAGGCCACGGCGGGACACGUGCGGGAGGUGCUGCGGCGCCACGGGGCCGCAGCGCUCCCGGCUGCCGGCCGCCUCUCCCUGCUGCGCUACGUGGCCGGGGAUGGGUGCCAUGCUGAGCUCCGCGGCCUCCCCCUCCUGCCCCGCGCCGACGGAACCUUCGUGGCCUUCGGAACUGCGUCGGCCAUUGUCUACGUGGACACACCCGACUGCCCCAGGGAGCUCCUGCCUGGCUUGGCUGGGUCCUUCCUGCCCUCAGACCUGGAGCCAGGCUUGGACAGCCUCCUGCGAGGCAUUGCCAAGAAGGGUCUCUUCUCCAACCUGGUUCUGCUGGAUCCAGCCGUGACUGUACAGACCCUGCGCUUGGCUCUGCCCCCCACCUGGACAUCCCAGUCUUCAACCCCAGUGACGUGGUGCCCAGCCCAAGGCCUCCCCCAGCCCCCAGCCUCCUGGUUCCCAGCCCUGUGGCAAUUCCUGGCCCACCGCAUGGAAGACCUGGGCCCUCUGGAGGGGCUUCCUCUCAUAGCCCUGUCCUCACUGGAUGCCCCUACGGUCCGUCUGGCUCCACUGAUACCCGAGUCCAGUCUUAUCUUCCAGGCAUGGGAGGGCCAGCUCCUGCCACUUGAUGUGGCCUCUGUGCUGGAGAUCCUGGGUUGCCCUGUGGUGCCACCAAGCACGUGGCACCGCUCGCUGCCCCGCUAUGUCCUGCCUCCAUCCCCCCUCAAUGCCCUGCGGGCCCUGGGCAGGCAGGGGGCUGCCGCAGUGGCCUCCCGCAUGGCCUCGCUGCCUGAUGCAGAUGUGGUCACCCUCCGGCACUACCUGUCAGAUGUCCCAUCCCUGACAAAGCAGGACAUGGCCACUCUGGCUGCUCUGCCCCUCUUUCUGCCACUGCCCUGCUUGGCCACCCCACAGCCCACGGAGCUGGUGCCAGCCGCUGCCACCCCGGCGCUGGAGCCAGAGCUGGAGCUGCCCCAAGGUGUGGUGCUGCCGGAGGCUGUGUUGCGGUGCCGGGAUGAAGUUGACCGGCGGCUACUCGGGAGGCUGCAGAGGCCCCUCAUCAGUGCAGCCUGUGUGAUGCUGAAGGCUGUCAGAGCCGUGGCCCAAGGGGCGUAUGCGGGGCGAGCAGCUGAGACGCAGGCUCUGCUGCUCUGGGUGCUGCAGCACGGGGACACUGUCUUUGCACAGAGCCCCUCGCUCCAGCAGGCCUGCAGCACGCUGGCCUUCCUGGAGACCCCUGACGGCCCCGCAUGCCCACAAGACCUCUAUGACCCCUGUGACAGCACCUUGCAGGCGCUGCUGGGACCCGAGCGCUUUCCUCCUGCUGCCUUCCACAAUCCAUCUGUCCUCCGUGCCUUGAGGGCCGUGGGCUUGCGGCACGGUGAGGGGUGCAUGCUGCCCUCAGACAUCCUAGCAGCUGCAGCAAAAGUCAGUCAGGGUGGCACGGCAGCUCUGGACAGGGCUGAGGCACUGAUCACUGUCUGCAACCACCCCAAGGCACUGCAUGGCUUCAGUGCUGCAGAGCUCGGGCAGCUUCAGGCCCUGCCCUGGGUGCCUCGCUCCAAGUGCACAGGAGAGCCUGGGCAGCCCUUCCUGCCCCCUAAGGAGCUGAGGUCCAUGCAGUACCAAUCCCUGGUGGGGCUUGCCAUGCCCCUGACUGACGCCUUUGUGCCAGAGGCAGAGAGGAAGCUGGGGCUGAGCCAGACCCCACCGCCGGAGAGAGUGUGGGAGCAGCUGAGAAAGCUGGCAGGGCGCAGGAACAUGGAUGAGGUGGGUCCUGCUCUCCAGCCCAUCUACUGGCACAUGCAGGAAAACCUGAAGGCCUUUGGGACUGCCCCGGAUAGUGCUGUUGUGUGGACUGGGUCUGGGCUUGUCGUGCCACGUGAUGCUGUGCUGGGCUAUCCUGAGAAGCUGGAGCUGGGGAUGCUGGUGCCCCGGGUGCCCCCUGACUUCCUGUCCUACGGCUGCCUCUUCAGGGCUUGGGGAGUGGCAGAUGGGGUGAGUGAGGAGAGGGCAGUGUCAGCCCUGCGCGCCCUGGGGCAGGACAUAGACAGGCGCAGCUCCAGAGCGGGCACUGCCGCAGAGUUGCAGGUGGUUGUAGCUGUCCUGGAGUGGCUGCAGAGGCGAGGCCACCACGGUGAGGGCACUGUGCCGGUUCCUGUGAGGAUCCCUCAGGGCUCAGGCUUUGCCCUCCGUCCAGCUGCCUCUGCCGUGUACCUGGACAUGGAGCUGGAGGAAGAGGAGGAUGUUCAAGAGGUGGUGCACGAGGCAGUGCCUUCCAGCACAGCCAUGUUCCUGGGCACGGAGCGUCUCAGUACGCGGGUGCUGGGCCCAGAGCCGUUCACAGCCUGUGGCCCCUCAGAGCCCAUCACCCGACGCCUCCGCAACAUCCUCCAGGAGUACGGCGAGGAGGGCGACCUCUUCACAGAGAUGGUCCAGAACGCAGAGGAUGCCAGCGCUACCGUGUGCCGCUUCCUCCUGGACCUGCGGUGCCGCAGAAAGGCCUCCUCUGGGCUGCUAGACCCAGGCAUGGCUGCCUGCCACGGCCCAGCCCUCUGGGCCUACAACGAUGCCCUGUUCACAGAGGAUGACCUCCAGAACAUCACCCGGAUUGGGGCUGCCACAAAGGAGGGCCAGGCAGGCCGGAUCGGGCGCUUUGGGCUGGGCUUCAGCUCUGUGUACCGUGUCACGGAUGUGCCAGCAGUGCUGAGUGGGGAGACACUGCUCAUCUUUGAUCCCAAUGGCACCCAUCUGGGCAAGCACAUCCCCAGGGCCGGCUCCCCUGGCAUCCGCCUGGACUUCUCCAGCCGACCACGCAUCCUCCGUGUGUUUGCUGAGCAGUUCCAGCCCUACCACGGUAUCUUUGGGUGCUGCCUGCCUGAGCCAGGACCCUUUCCAGGGAGCCUUUUCCGCUUGCCCUUUCGCACUGAAGAGGAAGCUGUGACAUCACAGAUUUGCUCUGAGGCCUUUGGUACAGAGCGCAUCCAGUCCCUUGGAACUGCUUUCCUUGGCUCUAACCGGCUCCUGCUGCUCUUCCUGAAGAAAGUGAGGGAGCUGUCUCUGGAGAUGCUGCCAGACACAGCCACUUCUGCAGAGGAUACCAUGCCUCUGGUCACGUUGCAGAGAAAGGAGAUCCGAGACUUGGGGGCCCCUGGGGAUCCCCCAAGUUGGGCAGCCAUCGAGCAGCUCUCAGCCUGUGAGGAGAAAUCCAGGACCACGUGGCACUACCUGGUUUUGGUGUGUCGGGGUGAUGGGGAGUUGUUGGAACUGUUUCACCAGAACACACAGGCAGGACUCCAUCCUCCCCUUCCCAUGGCUGGAGUGGCCUUUCCCCUUGCCCCUACUGAAGAUGGCAAGUGGGUGCCACGUCUGGACGCUGAGAAGGGGCAAGUUUUCUGCCACCUUCCCAUGCCAAUCAUGUCAGGGCUGCCAAUCCACCUGCAUGGGGCCUUCAGCAUCCUCUCAAAUCGCAAGGGGCUGUGGGGCACGGCGGAGCGGGGCAAGUGGAACCGGGUGCUGCUCCACAAUGCCGUGCCACUGGCCUGGCUCCGGGCACUGGACCAUCUCCGUGCCAUGCACGAGGCAGGCGAGUUAAAGAACUAUGAGUAUCAUCUCUUCUGGCCAGACAUUAGCACUGCCCAUUACCCCUUUACAGAGGCUGUGACUGGUUUCUACCAGGCUGUGGCAGCCAGGAGUGGCCCAAGGCUCUUUUCCGAUGGCCACUCCUGGUGCUCACUGCAGGACGCCCGCUUCCUGCACCAGGCUGUGGAGAGACACCCUGAGCUGGGAACUGUGGCACAGCGAGUCUUUGCCAUCACCGUGCCCCGUCCCCUGUUGGCUGUGGCCUUGCCUGGGAAGGUGCAGGAGGGCCUUGGGAAGGCGCUGGAUGCUGGAACCUAUGACUGGAGCCACUUUCUCUGUGAGCUUGUGCUUCCCAACUUGGAAAAUCUCCCUGAUGUUGACCGGAACCUGCUGGUGCUCCAUGCGCUGGAUAUGUCUCAUGAGGAUGUGGACAAAGUGCUGCGGACAGUGCCCUGCAUCCCUGUCACCCCUCAUGGCCACCUGCAGUUCAUCAAUUACCUGGUGCAUCCCAGAGGCCGUGCUGCCCCUUUAUACAACCCUGAGGAUGGGCGCUUCCCCACUGGGAAUGCCUUCCUGGAGAGACUAAACCAGCUAGAGAGACUGGGCAUGGUGAAGAACACCGUGGCUCUGCCAGAGCUGCUGGAGAGGGCAAAGACUGUGCAGCUAGUCUGGACCAAGAAUCAUGCCCAGGGCUGCCAGAGGGCUGCCUGCAUCCUUGAGUUACUUCGGGAUGCAGUGAAGAAGGGAACAAACGACACCCUGCAGGCCGCUUUCCAGAGUGUGCCCUUCCUCCCUGCUGCACAGCACACCGGUGACCCUGUGCUGCUGCCAGCUGCCCAGCUCUACCAUCACCUCCAUGAGCCACUAGUGGGACUCAUCCAGCCUAUCUUGGCUUCUAAAAUGCUGGGGGAAAACUUCAGCCUCUCCAAGGAGGUAGCGUCCUUCUUGGGACUGGACCGGCAGGUACCAUCAGCUCAGGUCCUUGAGCAGCUGCGAGCACUCCGUCGUUUCUCUAAUACUCUCCCUUUGGAGACCCUGCAGAACAACACCAACUGCUGCUACAAGCACCUGAACAUGCUGCUCCAGGAACAUUCCUCCAGCCGGGAUGAGGUGGCAUCUGCAGUGGCCCCAGGGGAGCCCUUCAUCUUGGUGGGCUCCCGUUUUGUGCCAGUCACAGCUGUGGCUGAGACACUGUCAUUUGAGGCUGUCCCAUACCUUCAUCAACUUCAAGACCAGUACAAGUCCUACAGAGAGCUCUGGGAGUGUGUGGGGCUGCGCCACACAUUCGCCUGGGAUGAUUAUGCCCGAGUGCUCUGCACCCUGGCAGAGACACAUGCUGGAAAGCCACUGCCUGCUGCGGAGCUGAAUCUGGCCCUGCGGCUUGUGUCUUGUGGCUUGAUGGAAGAUGGCAACCAGCCUGAUGCCUGCCAGACCCAGCAACUCUUUCUGCCUGAUGAGGAGGGCAUUUUGCACCCACGGGACAAGCUCUACUUCAAUGAUGCACCAUGGAUGCCGUUGGACAGAGAUGUCCUGCUGUGCCAUAAACAGCUGUCCCGAGAGACAGCCCUGCACUGUGGGGUGACCACCACACGCCACCGAGCACUGGAGAGGUGUGUAGUCAACAUUGAUCACCUGAGCCUCUGGGCACAGCCAUUUGGUCCCCAUGAAGAUUUGCCAACGCGACUGAAGAACAUCUUGAAGGAGUAUCCCACUCCUGAUCUGGUGAAGGAGGUGCUCCAGAACGCGGAUGAUGCUGGUGCGGGGCUUUUGCACUUUGUGUGGGACCGCCGGCAGCACCCAGCAAAGGCCACCUUUAGUGAGGAAUGGAAGACGCUGCAGGGCCCUGCCCUCUGCAUCUACAAUGAUCGUCCCUUCCAGGAGCAGGACAUUAAAGGCAUUCAGCAUCUGGGGGUCGGCAGCAAGCAAGACCGUCAGGAUGUCACAGGCAAAUAUGGCCUUGGCUUCAACACUGUCUACCACUUUACUGACUGCCCAGCCUUCCUGACCGGAGACAGUACCCUGUGUGUCUCUGAUCCCCAUCUCUUCUAUGUGCCCACAGCCACAACUGAGAAGCCUGGUAGCAUGUUUGCUGUCAACACUGACUUCAAGAAGAAUUUUCCAGACAUUUAUGACACCUUCCUACCAUCCUUCUUCAACUUGAAACAGGGCGUCCUUUUCCGGCUGCCGCUCCGCACUGCAGAUGAGGCUGCCAAGUCCAGGGUGUCUGACAUUGUCGUGCGAGACCAAGACCUCAAGAACAUGGAAGAAACACUGGCUAAGGAAGGUGAGGACUUGGUGCUCUUCCUCCGGCACGUCCACACCAUCAUCUUCUCUGAGAUCCCCCCAGAUGGGAAAGAGUUGGUGGAGAAACUGCAGGUAACCACGGAGCUCACAGAGGAUGAUGCAAAGUUGAGACGGGAUUUUCAAGCAAGAUUAAGCCAAGCCAUGGAUGGGAACAGCCCCACCCCUCUCUCCUAUACCAUGAAAGUCAAAAAUAGCAGGACCAAGACCACAAGUUUGUGGCGGGUGAUCUCCCAAAUUGGGGUGGAGGAUGGGGCUGAGGAGUCUCCAGAGCUUAAAUGGCUGCCCUAUGGGGCUGUGGCUGCCCGCCUGGAGCCUCUGAACCGGGUCAAGGGCAGAGCCUUCUGCACCCUCCCACUGCCCUUAGUCACUGGGCUGCCUUUGCACAUCAAUGCCAACUUCUCUGUGGAUGCAGCCAGGUGCAGUCUCCACUGGGACAAAGGCGGCACAGGGGCAACCUGGAAUGGCUUCUUGCUCCGGCGCUUGGUGGUUCCACUAUACUGUUACUUUCUCACCAGGCAGUGGAAAGCCCUGAAGCCAGAGUGCCAGUCCCUGGAACUCUGCUGUCAGCACCUGGACUCCCACUUCCUCCAGUUUUUCCCUGUUACGAAAAGUGUGUUACCUAUGUUCCAGGACAUGGUGAGAGAGGUCUACAAGUACCUCAGUCAUGAACGCCUGCCCCUUGUGCCUGUGUACAGGGAGUCAUCUGACGGGGUGACAAUAACCUGGGCCUCUCCAGGUGGAGGGGACAUGCUAACAGAGCCAUACUUUCUCAAGGAGAUGCCUGAGCCAGAAAUCCAGAAAGUGCUGGAGCAACUGAACAUGAAACUGGUUCCCGCAUUCCCCCACCUGCAGCAGAUCCGCGAGGAGUUCAUUGAAGCCCAAGUGAACACUGUUGUCUUAGGGCCAGCCUCUCUCCGGUGCUUCCUCAAGGCCUUGGCUCUGCCUGUGCCCUGCAAGCUGGCUGACACACCCCUGAGGACCCCAAAGAGCUGCACCUACCUGCUGCAAUACUUAACAGGACGGAACAGCCACUCCCAAGGUACUCACAAGGAUGGGGACAAGGCAAUCCUGGAAGGCCUGCCCUUGCUGGCCACAGAAGAUGGUCUUCUGCAUGCUUGCAGUAGCCACCACCCUGUCUUCAAGAACUCCUUUGCUGACCUCUUCCCCAAGCACAGCCACCGUUUUGCCCAAAAGUGUGUUCCUGCAUGGAUCCCACCUUGCUUUGUGAAGGAACUUGACCUCCCACAGGCCAUACCACUCAUCCAGGAGGUGUUGGGUCAGUGGAAGUGGACCAAAGAGGGGGAAAAGUGGCUCGGGGGGCUGUGGACCUUCUUUGAGAAGGUGAUCCGCUCCGAUACCUCAGAUGCGGCCAUGAAGUCAUUCAUGAAUCAUCUCCAGAAUAUGGCAGUGCUGCCUGUUCAGGGGAAUAAGAAAGACUCAAAGCACCUACUGCCACUAUCCUCCCUCUCCAAGGUUCUUUAUGAGUGUUACUCUGAAGUGGGAAAAGUGCUGCAUAAAAUGGGCAUCCCUGUGCUCCAGAAGUCCCUGCUGCCCGGGAGUUUUGCCUACGAUUUCCUGAAGCCAGAGGCACUGCAGGUCAGAGAUCCCGGGGCUAUAGUGGCCCAUCUGGCAGACACAAGAGCUGAUCUGUGCUGGGGGGAUUUAGAGGAGGAGGAUGUGUCAGCCCUGCUAAGGUUUGUCAGGCAGGGAAAGGAAAAGCUGGAUUCACGUGCACUGGAGCAGCUCCAGCGCCUGCCUCUCUUCCAGAAGUCUGGGGGGGGCUAUGUAGCUGUGGCUCCCUACCGCAAGGUGCUGUUACUCCGCAAACAGGUGCCCUUGAAUGCCCAAGCCCUGUAUGACUUGGAUAAAGACAUGGUGCUUCUCACACUAAGCCUGUCCCACAAAUGGCUGGCCGAGCGUUUGAAGUGGGAGGUCACAGAUGACCAAAAGCUCUUCAUGACUGUGGUACUUCCCCAGCUGUCCCAGCUCACACAGCAAAACCUCAUGGAAGCUGUACGAUUGUUCUUUGUCCUGAAACCUUCCUAUGAUGUUGAGAGUGUGAAGGCCAUUGUGGCAGCUUUUCAAAAAGUGGCCUUUAUACCAGAUGCCCACGGAACACUGCGCCUGGCCUCCUACUUCUACCUUGACAUGCCCUCCUUCCACAUCCUGCGGCUCCAAAACCGCUUUGUGCCUGAAUCUUUCUUUAAGGAGCUACGUUUGAACCAGAAAGAAAUUGUGCAGUUCCUACUGGAGGCAGGUGUCCGCACCAGCCUCUCUGUAGAGGAUUUUGUGGCACUGGCUGAGGAGAUAGAGCGUGAAGCCACUCAGGCUACAUGCCAUGCUGCAGAACUGCUGGAGCGACAGCAGGAGAUGGUCGAGCAACUUGCAAUCCUGUUGAAAAAUCCUGAGUCAGAGGGUUUCCUGAGGAAAAUUGCCUCAAUCCAAUUCCUGCCUCCACUGGAUAUCCCCGCAGACUUAAUGAACCUUCACCCUCCUUUUGCAGACUGCACUAAGGCCGUGGCUCUGAAAGGCAGCGUUUCCUACUGCAACAAUGUGGCUGAACUCCUGUGGACAUCAGUCACCAUCCUGCAAAAAUCCCUUGAACUUGAGAAGACAUCCCUGAAGGCCAUGGGAGUCCUUGUAGAGAUACCCACUGCCCUGGUGGUGGCCAACCUGGAACAUGUGUGCAGGGCAGCUUGCUCGACACAAGGACAGCUAAGCACACGGGCCAAGGUGCUCCAUAGUAUGUACAGCUUCCUGCAGGACCAUCUGGAGGAGGUGGAUGCAGAGCACCUCGCUGAGCUGCCCGUGGUGCUGGCCAAGUCAUGUGACAUGGCCAGGCCAUGGCAGGUGGUGGCAGCACUCCCAGACGAGGCUGACUUUUACCCCUACCUCCUCAUGCCUCACCCCCAAAUUGUUGUCUUUAGAGAUCUCCUGCAACACCUUGGCGUUGUCCUGGUCCCCACACUAACUCACUACAGCCGUGUCCUGGCCCAAAUCUACCAGGAGAGCCAUGGCAGUGGGACCCUUUCCAGUAGCCAGAAGAAGACGGUCCUGGUGGCCACACAGCAUUUCUUCCAGCUGCUGCGGGAGAAACCAGAGCCCCCUGAUUGCUCUGCUGUGGCUGAGCUGUACCUGCUGAGCACUGCUGACUGCCUGGAGCUGUCCCACAAACUCUGCUUCAACGACUGUGUGCCCUCAGAGACUGCUCGGGCCCUGGAGAAGACCUUUGUGUUCAUGGCUGCUCUGCCAGUGUCUGGGUGUAAUGCCAGGUGGCUGCUGCAAAGGCUGCCACCACACCUGCAGCCACGGGUGCUUUCAGAGGUGACAGAGAAGCAGCUGGAGGAGGGUGGUCCACAGCCAUGUCAGCACGGCUCUCAGUGUCCUGCGCAGAGGCGUCUGCAGACCCUGUUGGUAUCCCCGUGGUUUAGGCUGGGGCUGGAGUCCCUGGUGCAGUGGCAGACCCCCAAGGCUAUGAUGGGAAUGGAGGGGGAUGGUGGCUUUGCAGUGGAGCAGGUGAAAGUGCAGUGCUGCAAGAACAUCCGCACUGUGUUGGUGCACAGCGGGGCAAAGGUGGAGGGCAGCUCCCAGUCGCAGGUUAUCCACGUGUGCCUGUCUGGUGGUGCCCAGCGGCUCUUCUACAUCCAGCACGCAGAGAUGGUGCUGAACCGGCAGCAGCUGAGGGUGGUGGAGACGCUGGUGCAGGAGAUCAAUAACAUCCUGGGUGGGCAGCUGGAGACACACGCUUUGUCCGUGCUGCGUGAAAUGCUGGUCUGCGAGGAGCCGCAGGACAUUGCCUUGGUUCUGGAGGAGAACAAUGUGGCACUCGUGGAGGCUGCACCAGAGCCAGAGAAGAGGCUGCAGGAGGAGGCUGAAGCUGUGGCAGAAGAGGGGCCAUGGAAGGAUCCCAGCCUGGCAAUGAGGCCUCUGCAUGGUGUCAGGGGGCCAAAGGUGUGGGGCCAAUACAAACCUGUGAGCAUGCCCUGGCACCACGGGCAGGGAGGCAGUGGCUCCUUGCUGAGCAGUGAGGAGCUCAUGGUCCUGACUCCGUCCAUCCCUGAGGCCCUGCGUUGGCUGUGUCAGGCCACGAGUGACCUGCAGGCCGCCAACAAUGACAUCUUGCACAGCUGCCCCAACUGGGUGCUCUUCAAAGUGCACCAGGCCCUGGAGAAGGCGCUGGUGGCGGCCGUGCUUUGCCGUGGGGUAGCCUUUGCGGGCCAUAGGGGGCUAAUGGGCAUGGCCCGAAGCCUGGAGGCCGAGGAGCCGGAGCUGAGGGGCCUCGUCCUGGAUGUGCAGUGGUUGUGUGACUGCGGUGUGGACAGCAAAGCCACGCAGUACCCGAGUUACCAUCCCUUUCCCAUGAUCCCCAGUGAGGCCUUCCCCAGUGUGGAUGAGGAAGAGGUCCUGAAGCGGGCACAGAAAGUGCUGGUGACACUGAAGAACUAUGUGGGCAGAAAGUGAGAGGUCCCUACCAAGGGGCAUGGCACCUGGGGCAAAGGACCACCAGGCGCCCAUCAGAGACCCACCAUGGACCUGUUGUGGACUCACCGUGGACUUGCCACAGGCAAUUCCAGACUGUCCAGCCCUGGUAGGGGAGUUUUGGUGGCAGAUGAAGGCCUAGACCACUGGACAUCACAGAGUAGCCUGAGCCAUUGGCAUGUCUUGAGUGUGCAGUAAAUAAAGUGCAAAAUAAAUGUU
This is a messenger RNA of Melozone crissalis (California towhee), 12069 nucleotides long. Its product is annotated as sacsin-like. Lineage: Eukaryota; Metazoa; Chordata; Aves; Passeriformes; Passerellidae. Gene Ontology annotation, molecular function: Hsp70 protein binding. Bases 19 to 11832 code for a protein of 3937 amino acids. The transcript has 7 exons. The record is from RefSeq and is a predicted model, not a curated record.